GGAAGAUAUUGCGUGAUUGAAUAUCAAAGCAAACGCGAGAGGGCAAACUAGGGAAAUGGCCGAGGCAGCAGAAGUAGCAAGACCCACACAAGGAGUGAAGGAGCUUCUGGAGAACUCCAAUGGACGAAUUCACGAUCAAAGUCUACCAGAUAAGUACAUCAAGCCCGAGAUUGCCCGCGUGAGAUGCAACACUCCCCUGGCAGGCAUUCCCCUCAUUGACUUCUCCCAGAUCCAUGGCGAAAGCAGAAGCAAGAUCAUCCAAGACAUAGCAAAUGCGGCACAGGAGUGGGGCUUCUUCCAGGUGGUAAAUCACAGCGUUCCUCUGGCUCUGAUGGACGCCAUGAUGAGCGCCGGCCUGGAGUUCUUCAACUUACCUCUGGAGGAGAAGAUGGCGUAUUUCUCUGAGGACUACAAGCUCAAGCUUCGCUUUUGCACCAGCUUUGUGCCCUCCACUGAGGCCCACUGGGACUGGCACGACAAUCUCACGCACUACUUCCCACCUUACGGUGACGACCAUCCUUGGCCAAAGAAGCCACCCUCUUAUGAAAAGGCUGCAAGGGAGUAUUUUGACGAAGUUCUGGCACUGGGUAAGACAAUCUCACGAGCACUCUCCCAGGGUUUGGGACUAGAGCCCGACUUCCUCAUCAAGGCAUUUGGAGAGGGGAUGAAUUCCAUACGAGUGAAUUACUAUCCACCUUGCCCGAGGCCUGAUCUUGCCGUCGGGAUGAGCCCACACUCUGACUUUGGUGGCUUCACGAUCUUGAUGCAAGACCAAGCCGGAGGGCUCCAGGUGAAGAGAAACGGGGAGUGGUACUCGGUGAAGCCGGUCAGGGGCUCAUUCGUGGUGAACAUCAGUGACCAACUCCAGAUCUUUAGCAAUGGGAAGUUUCAGAGCGCCGAGCAUCGCGCUGCCGUGAACUCGAGCUCGCAAAGGCUUUCGAUCGUCACCUUUUUCGAGCCCUCCGAGGACGUGGUUGUGGCGCCCAUCCCAGAGCUCCUCCUUCGCAACAGUGAGCCGCCGCGCUACAAAGAGAGCCUGUUUGGAACGUACCUUGGCAAGCAGUUCUCCAAGUACUUUGACAGCAAGAACGCCAUACAAGCGCUUGAGAUUAAUCGCUAGAAAGUGGCUCAAAGCGCAAACACAACAGCUCUUCCUCCAAACCCACAACUUCUUUGUGCACUUCUUUUCUGAGAGAAUGUGUGAUUUCAUAUAAUCUGGUGAUGGUGAUCGUAUGGAAACGAGGGGGCCUUUUAAGAAAGCGUGCGCUUCCAGCAGUCGAGAAUGUUUAGCUAGUGGCGCUUCCACCAAAUCACCUGUCCGCAUCCACGCGGAUAUAACCAAAUCUAAGUUCGUUAUAAGCCGAGCUUGUUUCUUCCCUUCGACGUCCUCUAGCGCGAAUAUGGGAGUGCUGCUUUUGCUUCUUCUUCUCAAUGCAGCUUCAGCAGUCUUUGCAGGAGCAGGAGUUCCAGCACCAGCAGCUAGCUUCUGCGUAGUCCUCUGCGACGGGCCCUCCAGCUCCAACAAGGUCUUCUCCGAAGAUGCCACUGUCACCGAGUACUGCAAACACUGCAACGGACCCCCCACGAUCUCUAUCUCGAAAAUCUGCAACCUCUUCUGCGACUCCAACUGCAAACUCUCCAACUCGCUCCUCUGCAUCCUCUGCAAUCUCCUUACCGGUGGCACAGCCGCCGACGAGGCCGAGACGACGGCCUCGGUAGCUCGAGUCCGUUUCUCGUCCAGGACUUACUCCUACACUUCGCGUGAGUGUAGCCUCUAUUGCCACCCCGGGAGCAUCACCUACAACGCCGUUGCGUGCAAGAGCUGCAGAAAGCCCGGGAUUCCGAGUGAGUCCGAAAUAGAAGCGAGCUUCACGAACCUGGAAAACGGCGCGCAGAAGAGGGCCAUCUUCGUGCAGUUCUGCGACACCUUCUGCAGUUCACCACACAAGUAUUACUGCAAAGUGUGCAGGGAAUCAGCAUAAAGCUUCCUCCUGCAAGUCAUUACAAGUACACCUUUUUAUUUACAGUAAACCAAUGUCAAAACUGUUGUGCUUU
Molecule: messenger RNA, 2055 nt
Organism: Selaginella moellendorffii
Lineage: Eukaryota; Viridiplantae; Streptophyta; Lycopodiopsida; Selaginellales; Selaginellaceae
Product: protein DMR6-LIKE OXYGENASE 2
Exons: 4
Coding region: 56-1120 (354 amino acids)
Source: RefSeq, a predicted model, not a curated record